Hordeum vulgare subsp. vulgare (domesticated barley) is the source of this 2182-nucleotide messenger RNA. Its product is annotated as subtilisin-like protease SBT2.6. Gene Ontology annotation, biological process: proteolysis. The transcript is spliced from 9 exons. Bases 1059 to 2012 code for a protein of 317 amino acids. The record is from RefSeq and is a predicted model, not a curated record. NCBI's taxonomy places the organism in Eukaryota, Viridiplantae, Streptophyta, Magnoliopsida, Poales, Poaceae. Gene Ontology annotation, molecular function: serine-type endopeptidase activity.
UAUCUCCCCCCUAUCUCUCUGCCUCGCCCACGUCUUGCCUCUCCCAUUCAAACCCGCGUCAGGUCGCCGCCGCCGCUCCCCUCGAUCCAUCGGCCGCGCCUAAUCCCGCGGGAUCCGCCCCCACCGGCGCGGUAGAGAUUCACCAUGCAGGCCAUGGAGGAUGGCUGCAUGGCUCCGGGAGGCGGGGAAUGCCGGCGCUCCACAGCCAUGGCGGCUCGGCCUCCUGGGAAGAACAAACGAGGGAGAGAGAGGAGGUGAGUUGGAGAGAAGGCACGCCUCCGGGAGGCGGGGAACGCCGGCGCUCCACGGCCAUGGCGGCUCGGCCUCCUGGGAAGAACAGACGAGGGAGAGAAAGGAGGUGAGUUGGAGAGAAGAGAAGCAGAGCAGGGCAACACGGAUUCCUUCUUCUGGUCCGGCGGCGGCUCCGGUCGGCUGAUCCAGGCGUUGGUGCAGGAGAAGAUGCGCGACUGGAAAGUGAAGCUGGGCUCGUUGGGGAUAAAUUGCUUGGAGAUGACUGGUGAUAGCGAAUACUGCAAAGGCCAUACAUGAUUCCAAUUUGAUCCUCACCACUCCUGAGCAACAUUUGCGUGCAGAAGCUUGAUUCUAUGAGUCAUAAUGGAAUAAGGGAUGGAAGAUUGGGUUUCUUCAGUGAUAUUGCUCUGGUCCUUAUUGAUGAAGUUUAUCUUCUCAAUGAUCCACGUGGAGCUGCCCUGGAAGCAGUGGCCAGUAGAAUAAAAAUGCUUUCUCGACCUGGCAACAUGAAAUCUGCUCCAUUGGCAAAUGUUUGAUUCAUAGCAGUUCCUGCAACUAUCCCUAAGGCUGAGGAUAUAGGUUAGUAAAAACGUGAAUUAGAUUGACCAUUUCCAAAAACACUGGUGUCAUUCAGCCCAUGGAUAACCACUGUUGCUGCUGGAGUUGAUGACUGCAGAUACAAGAAUCAUUUGAUACUAGGAAAUGGAAAGCGUAUUGCUGGACUUGGAGUAUCACCUGCAACACAUGGAAAUAAAUCGUUUGGCCUGAUUUCUGCUACCGAUGCUCUUGUGGGUUCAUCUUCAACCAUGUACAGUACGCUAGAUUGUCAAAGGCCAGAACUCUUAAAUAAGAGGAAAGUUCAAGGGAAAAUUCUGUUGUGUGGCUAUUCUUUUAAUUAUAUUUCUGGGACAGCUUCAAUCAAGAAAGUGUCUCAAACAGCCAAGAGUCUAGGUGCAGCUGGCUUUGUUGUUGCUGUAGAAGAUAGUUACCCAGGGACAAAGUUUGAUCAUGUGCCUGUCAAUAUUCCUGAGAUUCUCAUCACAAAUGUCAGCAAAAUAAAGGAUCUUAUAGACUAUUACAACUCUUCUACAACAAGAGACUGGGCUGGACGGGCUACAACGUUCCAAGCAACAGUUGGUAUCGCAGAUGGUUUGGCACCAACACUAUUCAAUUCAGCUCCCGAGGUCGCGUUGUUCUCUUCCCGAGGGCUUGAUGUAAAAUAUUUUAGCUUUCAAGAUGUUGAUGUUCUUAAACCUGAUAUACUCGCUCCUGGCAAUCUUAUAUGGUCCGCGUGGGCGCCUAAUGGAAUAGAUGAAGCAAACUACGCCGGUUAUGCUUCAGCGAAAAAUGACUUCCUCUUCAAGAGAAGGCUACAAAGUUUCAUUUUCGAUAUACUGAUGCAACACUCAAGAGGGAAGUCUGCACUUAUUUUCUGUUCUACAAGAAAAGGUGCACAAGAAGCAGCACAGUGCCUCUCACAAACUACAGGGUCUCUUGGCUAUUCAAAUCCAUUCAUGAAAUCUAUGCAGCAUUGGUUUCAUAAUGGUGGUCUUUGCUUAAAGGAUCGGAGACUUGUUGAGGGGCUUUUCCUGAAGGGUGAUCUUCAAAUUCUAUGCAUGACAAAUACUUUGGCACGGCAUCAACUUACCUUCACAUAUAGUAGUGAUGAAGUCGACACAAUUUUUGUGAGAACUUUUUUUAAUGUGAAAGCAUUUCUACCAACUUUUUUUAAUGUGAAAGCAUUUCUACCUAGCCUCUGAUCUUUUUUAUGAUAUUUUCUGAUUUGUAUACAUUUUGUAGCAACAAAGAGAAGGGAUCUUAUGUAGAAUAUGAGAGACCCAUGGUUCUUCAGGUGUGCUACUAUAAAUUUAUUGACUUGUAUGAGUUUUGAUUAAGAACGUACUGGUAUAAAUUAUUAUUGACUUGCUUA